Molecule: messenger RNA, 1210 nt
Organism: Cucurbita moschata (crookneck pumpkin)
Lineage: Eukaryota; Viridiplantae; Streptophyta; Magnoliopsida; Cucurbitales; Cucurbitaceae
Product: pre-mRNA-splicing factor SPF27 homolog
Exons: 7
Coding region: 132-902 (256 amino acids)
Biological process (GO): mRNA processing
Cellular component (GO): precatalytic spliceosome; catalytic step 2 spliceosome; Prp19 complex
Source: RefSeq, a predicted model, not a curated record
AAAGUGAGUAAGUCGAAAUGGAAGAGGGAAACCCCAAUUAUAUUUAGCGAAGCGGGCCGCGGAAUCUCAAUCUUCUUGAACUUGACCUGUAAAUCUAAAGCUCAAAACCUUUGUUGCUUGUUGUUGUGACAAUGGCGAUCAACAACAAUAGCGGGGAUAUCCUGAUGCUCGAGGCUCCACCGCAGCCAUCUCAACCAGCGUGGCGCGUUUCUGCAGAUGCGGAGGUAAUCGACGCCUUGCCCUACAUCGACGAUGACUAUGCGGACCCAAGGGUCAAAGCAGAGGUCGAUCGAUUAGUGGAGGAAGAGAUGCGGCGCAGCUCCAAGCGACCUGCCGAUUUUCUCAAAGACUUGCCUCCUCUUCCCAAGUUCAAAUUUGAGGAUCAUCCAAUGCUUGCGAGAGAGUAUGAACGUGUAAGAGCUGGGAGGCCUCCAAUGCCUCUCGAUGUUGCUAGAUAUAAAUUAGAGACACCGCCUCCAAAUAAAAAGAAUGACGAAACUGCUUGGAAGCAGACACUUCAGAGAGCUCAAUGCCUACUCCAGCAUCAAGUGCUGAGGCUGGAAAAUUUGGAACUGAUGUCAAAAUAUGCCCCUGAUAUCUGGAAGCAACACAACAAACAGUUGGAAGCACUUCUAUCAAGAAUGCAAAAAUUAGCUCAAGAACAGAAUGAGAAGAUUGAAAAAGUGAACCGUGAAAGGAAAUUCCAUCAACAAAACGCUGCAUAUGAGCUUCAUGCUUUGUCCACACAAUGGAAGGAGCUGUGCGAGAAAAAUAUGGAAAUCCAAGUGGCAUGCUCUCAAAUAGAGGGUCAAAUCCAGGAACUAAGGAGUGAGGCAGCAGAAAAAGGCUGGAAUUUAGAAGUCAAUGUAGAGAAUGGUUCUGUUUCGUUCCCAGUGUCAUAAGUGGAAUAGGGGAGCGUCCUAACCAUGGCUUUGCUGCUCAGAAGUAAAGACUGCCAACGUCUUCUGUUGCUGUUACCAUAUGCCUACAUGGAAGAUGAGUUAGUUUUCUGCUUAUAUCACGCUGGUUGGUUGCCUUUCUUGACCUCCAAGGUCCGUCUUUAGUCCGUUUCAAAUUUUACAUUGAAUUUACUGUAUCUGUACCUUUAGUGAAGUAAUUCGAAAUACCUUUAGCCAUUAUCUGCUUGCUAACCACGUUAUUGGAUCCCUCUCCUGAUUUACCUUUAAUAUAUAUUAUGUAUGUCAUUGAA